Molecule: messenger RNA, 1146 nt
Organism: Capsella rubella
Lineage: Eukaryota; Viridiplantae; Streptophyta; Magnoliopsida; Brassicales; Brassicaceae
Product: putative F-box/kelch-repeat protein At3g22730
Exons: 1
Coding region: 1-1146 (381 amino acids)
Molecular function (GO): protein binding
Source: RefSeq, a predicted model, not a curated record
AUGAUGCUCCCGGGUCUUCCACAAGAUUUGGUAGAAGAGAUACUCUCUAGAGUUCCAGCUACAAAUUUGAGUCGGUUACGAUAUAUUUGCAAACGAUGGGACGCUUUAUUGAAAGACAAAAUAUUCGCCGAGAAGCACGUACGUAAUGCAUCAAAACAGUCUCGGCUCCUCAUGCUGAAGGAUUACAGAGUUUGUCCGAUGAGUGUCGUCAAUCUCCACAAACAAGUUGAUGCUCCAGUAUCUAUAGAGUUUAAGGACGGAUUUGAGCUCAAGGAUUCUCUUUCUAAACCAGACCAAGUCGAUGUGUCUGAAAUCUUCCAUUGCGAGGGCUUAUUAUUGUGUACCACCACCAAUGAUAAUAGUCUUGUGGCUUGGAACCCUUGUACUGGUCAGACAAGGUGGAUCCGACACAGUUCACUUUACAAGAGAAACUCUAAAUUUUACCUUGGAUACGGAAACAAGGACAAGUCUUGCGGCCGUAGCUACAAAAUCUUGAGGUAUUGGGAUGAUGGCACCCUAGGCACACAAGUUGUGGAGUUCGAAAUGUAUGACUUCAGUUCUGAUUCAUGGAGGGUUCUCGAUGACAUCACUUGCAACUGUAUCCCGCAACUAAAUGGCAUGUCUAUAAAGGGAACUACUUAUUCUUAUGGUUUGGAUAAGAAGAACCACAACUAUACAUUCUUACUCAGCUUUGAUUUUACAACGGAGGUAUUUGAAUCUCUCUGUUUUCCAUUAGUAGUUGGGUUUCUUAGUCAUACAACUAUAGCUCUAUCAGUUGUUAGAGAAGAACAACUCUCACUGUUACUUCAGCGUACUAAUGAAUCAAAGGUGGAUGUAUGGGUGACUGAUGAGAUUGAUACUAAAGCAGUGUUGUGGAGCAAACUCUUUACGGUAGAUAUAGAAGACACUCGUCGUUAUAUGAUUUCGACUAAGGUGAGUUUCCUCUUGGACAAGGAGAAAAAAAUUGCCGUGGUUAGUGAGCCAAGAUGCAGAGGUGAGAUAAACGACUUUGUAUACAUUGUUGGAGAGGACCGUGAUUCCAUAACAAUUUACUUAGAGCCUACUAGAGAGUUAUUACGUGGUGGUUUUUUCAGAUUUUGUACACCAUUUGUUUUCAAUUAUGUUCCAUGUUUGGUUCAAUAUUAA